AAAUAUCCCCAAAUCUCCCACAAAACCCCCUUUACAAGACUCCCCCCCAAAUCCCCCUACCCAUCCUUCUCUCCUCCCCCUACACCCUCUCUGAACCCACCAUCCUCUGUUCCUUCCACCGAAGCUAUUCUACUCAAAGCCUAAACAGACAAUUUUAGGUAGAAGAAGAGACCGUGGCGCUAUUAGGGAGAGAAGUGGGGAUGAAGAGGCUGAGGGGAAUUUGGUAGGGGAUGGAAGUGGAGAUUGGGGGGUGAGGGGGAGAGGGAUUAUAUGGGUUUAGGAGAGAUUAUGGGUGAUGGGGUUGGGAAGAUUUAGAAGGGAAUUCUGGGGGUUAUGGAGGUUAGAAGUGGUGGAUGGAUCUAGAGCCAUCUGGGAUAGUGUUGGCUGCUUGGUAUCUGGUGAUAUAAUUACUGGUUAUGUAGUAUUAAAAACUAAGACUUCAUCAAACUAUCAUAUCGUGAGGCAUAUUUCUGAUGAAACCCAACUAGAUUGGCAAGGUGGUUAAGAGAUUUAGGCCUGUUUUUAACCACUUUGAGUUUUUUGUAUCAAUGAAAUUGAGUCUUGUUAAUAUCUAUUUUAAGAAUAUUGAAGCAAAUUUGGAUAAUGUCAGUGCUGUAUUUGGUAGGAGACUUUUUGAAUACAUUGAGAGUAUUUUGUAAGCAUUUGAUGUGAAAUUAGACUAGGCUUGACAGAUUUGAAGAGUGUUAUGAUCUAUUAGAGAAAGAGAAAGUUUUAGCGAUGAAAUUCUUGAUAGUAGUUUUUACGAUUCAUUGGCUUAUUUAUAUUUGGCGUUAAAUGAGAGAUAUGGUUUUAUGAAAAUUACCUGUUUAUUUUGCAAAAAUCUGUGUCUCUAAGGGUAAAGCCAGACAUUUUGGAAGGAAUGAGUUUUAGCGGUGAAAUGCUACAUUUUCAUCUAUUUUAAGGUAAACCAGAAAUUAGGUUUAAAACUAACCAUUAGAAGCUCUUUCAAAGACAUAUAAAAUUGGUGAGUCUCAAAUAAAGUCCCAAGAGCUUUAUAAUUAAUAAAAUAUUAUGGUAAAUACUCUAUCUAAAUCUAAAUGAGUCUCUCAAUUCUGAAGAAUUAAAAUAUUGAUAAACAGUUAUUUCUUAUGCUUCCAAGAUUUUUAAUACCAAGAAAAUUAUUCCUAAAAUUAAGGUUGAAGGAGAAAUUCACUAAAGGAUUUAGAAUAGGAUUGAGGCCUUUACAGCUAAUGACUAUAAUGCCAUCCAUGCAUAUGUCUUUUUAUACCUUGCUAAUUACUGUUAUUGCUAAAUUUUGAUAGAUAUUUCAAGAUUCUUCAUCUAAUUCUCAAAAAUUUAUAACCAAAAAUCUUUUCUACUUAAAAUCUGAAAACUUCGCUAACUCUUUAUUGAUAUUUUAGCACAAAAAUGUAUAUGAAGAAAGAUCCAUACUCUUUUGGUUUACAGAUAUUUAGCUUCCAAUAUGAGUUUGUCUUAUUGUAGCAAGAGUUCCUACCAGAAAUGACUCAGAUUUUAUGAAAUAAAUAAGGCUAUUAAUAGGGAAAAAUAAAGUACAAUUCAAUUCUAAACGCAAAUUUAAAGUAAUAUUAAUAAUAGCCAAGAGUUGUCCUCAUCCUUCAUUCAAAAAUUCUAUCACAAUCCUGAAAGCUAAACUAUUAACUUAAAAAUAAAUUGGCGAAGUGAUACUAGCUUUAGAAUCCGAAGGAAAUCGUCAAGUUGGCUUCAAAUAAAUAAAACUAUUAAAAAUGUUCAUAAUAAUGACAAAUGCUUUCUUUUGUGGUAAAAAAAAUUAUUCUUAAAACUUACAUAAGACUUAAGGCUUUAACUAGGACCCUACAAAUACAAAAAUCAGAAAUAAAGAUUUAAUAAUAAUUUAUUUAUUUAUUAAAUAUGGACUUUGAAAACCCAUUUGCUUAUGGAACUCUGAUACUCCAUCCAAUGUGGGACUACGAAAGUGUACUCAGAGAGCUAGAACAGACCAAGAGAUGCUGCCCAUUUGGUCAACACUUAGAUUUAAACAGUGAGCGUGUCUGCAGUUUACAUGGUUUACACAUUCCAUCGAUUUCGGAAUCUCAGGGAAAAGACUUACACCAAAAAUCUAGUAAAUCAAUGAUAAGAAUCCAGGCUUCUCCUGGUAAAUCUCAAAUGUGCCCCAAAAAGCAAGAGGGCAAUUCACAUCACCAAAAAAACUUAGCAUUGACUGAUGCAAAGUGAUGAAACUAAUGAAACUCAAACGGAGACUGAAGAAAUCAAAUACAGAAGAAGACGUUCAAAGAGACUUAAUAUCAGAGCGAAACUUAUCAGGCUUCGUAGCCGUAUCCUCAAUAAUCGCGAAUCUUCUUUCAAUCAUUCAUUGAAAAAGACGAGAUAUACUAGCAAUGUUAACUUGAACAGGCGUUCCAAAUUCAUUGGAGUUUCCAAAAACAAUACCCAUUGGCAAGCACUUAUCACUGUGGAUAGGGUCAAGAAAUACAUUGGAAUUUUCAAUGAAGAGCUUGAAGCAGCCAAGACCUAUGACCUAUACGCAGUAGCAAUAAAGGGUAAAAGAGCAUGCUUAAAUUUUGACUAUACCUCCCAAGAAAUGCUAGAAUUGAUUAACUUCUACUUGAUGAACAGCAGAGUGAACAUGGAGGCAUCUUAAGAUGAAUCAGUUUGAUAUGUUUAUGAUAUACUUAGAUUAACGUCGCCAUUAAUGAUUAAAUUGAUCAUAAAUGAAAUUC
Moneuplotes crassus is the source of this 2702-nucleotide messenger RNA. The record is from the annotation of a GenBank genome assembly. NCBI's taxonomy places the organism in Eukaryota, Ciliophora, Spirotrichea, Euplotida, Euplotidae.